Molecule: messenger RNA, 1626 nt
Organism: Arabis nemorensis
Lineage: Eukaryota; Viridiplantae; Streptophyta; Magnoliopsida; Brassicales; Brassicaceae
Source: the annotation of a GenBank genome assembly
AUGGCGGCCAAUGCCUCAUUCGCCGCCGCAUUAUUCGUCGGAAUCUCGUUUCUCUUCGCCGUCACGGCGGAGGAUCCAUACAGAUUCUUUGAAUGGAACAUCACUUACGGUGAUAUCUACCCACUCGGUGUUCGCCAACAGGGUAUUUUAAUCAACGGGCAGUUUCCGGGACCGGAUAUUCACUCCGUUACUAAUGAUAAUCUCAUUAUUAACGUCUAUAAUAGCCUCGACGAACCUUUUCUUCUUUCAUGGAAUGGGAUUCAACAGAGGAGAAACUCGUUCGUCGACGGAGUGUACGGAACGACUUGCCCAAUCCCGCCGGGAAAAAACUACACUUACAUUAUUCAGGUCAAAGAUCAGAUCGGAAGUUUCUACUACUUCCCUUCUCUCUCUUUCCACAAAGCCGCCGGUGGUUUUGGCGGAAUCCGUAUCCUCAGUCGCCCGAGGAUCCCCGUUCCUUUCCCAGAUCCCGCCGGAGAUUACACCGUUCUCAUCGGCGACUGGUACAAAUCCAACCACACGGAUUUGAAGGCACAGCUUGAUAGUGGUAGGAAGCUUCCUUUACCAGAUGGUAUACUCAUCAAUGGCCGUGGAAGUGGUGCUACACUCAAUGUUGAACAAGGUAAGACAUACAGGCUGAGAAUAUCCAAUGUAGGGUUACAAGACUCCCUUAACUUCCGGAUUCAAAACCACAAGAUGAAGGUGGUCGAAGUCGAAGGGACACACACUCUUCCGACUACUUUCUCUUCGCUUGAUGUUCAUAUUGGCCAGUCUUACUCGGUGCUUGUGACUGCGGACCAGCCUGCUCAGGAUUAUUACAUUGUGGUCUCUUCUCGGUUUACAUCGGUUGUCCUCACGACCACGGGUGUUCUCCGUUACAGUAAUUCUGCUGGUGGUGUUUCUGGACCUAUUCCAGGUGGACCUACCAUACAGGUUGACUGGUCCUUGAACCAGGCUCGAGCCAUCAGGACUAACCUUUCAGCGAGUGGACCAAGACCGAAUCCACAAGGAUCAUACCACUACGGUAUGAUAAACACCACAAGAACGAUCAGACUUGCUAGCUCUGCUGGUCAGGUCAAUGGGAAGCAACGAUACGCUGUGAACAGUGUAUCAUUUAACCCACCAGACACUCCUCUGAAAAUCGCGGACUACUUCAAGAUUGACGGUGUUUUCAGGGUUGGAAGCAUACAGAGCCAACCCACUGGCGGAGGAAUAUACCUCGACACAUCUGUUUUGCAAGUUGAUUACAGAACCUUUGUGGAGAUUGUUUUCGAAAACUCCGAGGAUAUUGUCCAGACCUGGCAUCUUGAUGGUUACUCUUUCUGGGUUGUUGGAAUGGAUGGUGGGCAAUGGAGUCCUGACAGUAGGAACGAGUACAAUCUACGCGAUGCAGUCGCACGCUGCACCGUUCAGGUGUAUCCGAGCUCAUGGACGGCUAUAUACAUAGCACUGGACAACGUAGGGAUGUGGAACUUAAGAUCCGAGUUCUGGGCAAGACAAUACUUAGGACAACAGUUGUAUUUACGUGUCUACACAGCCUCGACUUCUCUUAGAGAUGAAUACCCAAUCCCCAAGAACGCUCUUCUCUGCGGAAGAGCUAGCGGUCGCAGUACCAGACCGCUUUGA